Messenger RNA from Spodoptera frugiperda (fall armyworm), 4517 nucleotides. RefSeq names its product alpha-ketoglutarate-dependent dioxygenase alkB homolog 4. NCBI's taxonomy places the organism in Eukaryota, Metazoa, Arthropoda, Insecta, Lepidoptera, Noctuidae. Gene Ontology annotation, biological process: oxidative demethylation. The coding region runs from base 115 to 1182 and encodes 355 amino acids. Gene Ontology annotation, molecular function: oxidoreductase activity; demethylase activity. The record is from RefSeq and is a predicted model, not a curated record. The transcript is spliced from 2 exons.
UCAUUCUGUCAGUGUCAAAGUCAGUCUUGGUCGCCACGGAGUAUCGUGAAUUCGUAAAAUCAGUCGAAUGGUUUUAUAAAUUCGACUGCUUGUAUUAACAAUCAUUGUGAAACAAUGACCAAGCCUCGGCCAUGUGGUUGCAAAGGUUGUAGAACAUGUUUAAUUUGUGAAACACAAUAUGGAGCAGAAAACUUGAAACUACAGCUGGAAUUAGAUAAGAGUAAAGGUUAUGUUUAUUGUCCUUUUUGUAACAAAGCCUGGAGAGGCUGGGACUUGAACUCUUACAAACAGCAUCCCAAUCAUGAAGGAGACUCGAUAGAAUAUCCCGGCGUGUACAUCCAGUUGAAUUUCAUAUCGGAAGAAGAAGAAAGAGAUUUGAUGAGAAACAUCGAUGAGGUGCCGUGGGAUAUAUCUCAAAGCGGUAGGAGAAAGCAGAACUACGGUCCGAAGACUAAUUUUAAGAAGAAAAAAGUUGUUGUCGGCAAAUUCGAAGGAUUUCCAGCAUUUUCGAAAUAUUUGCAGGAGAGAUUUGCUAGCAUUGACUUGUUGAAGGACUACUAUGUGAUUGAGCAGUGUUCUCUGGAGUAUGACCCGAGUAAGGGAGCUUCUAUUGAUCCUCAUAUAGACGACUGUUGGAUAUGGGGCGAGAGGAUUAUCACAGUCAACUGUCUAUCAGACACAGCACUGACAAUGACUGCUUUCAAAGGUGAUUUGAAGAAAUAUAAUCUGUAUUGCGCUGAGGAAUAUGGCCCAGUAGUUGAUACUGAUGGUAGUAUACUCAAAGGCCAUAUAGAGGAUAAAUCAAUGUUGGAAGCAUGUAAAUCUUCACUCCCUGAUGAUGUUAUAAUUAGGAUACCGAUGCCAAGGAGGUCUCUUAUAAUUAUUUAUGGAGAAGCAAGAUACCAUUGGGAACACAGUGUUCUUCGCGAGGAUAUCACAUCUAGAAGAGUAUGCAUUGCAUACAGAGAAUUUACCCCACCAUACCUAAACGGUGACCAGCAAGAAAUUGGCAAUACCAUUAGAAAAAUAGGCCAAAACUUCUGGGACCACAAAGGUAAAAAAUAUGAUACCUUAGAACUUCAAAUACCUAAUAAUAGUGUGGGAGUAAUGGAUAUUAUUAAAUCUCCAGGAAUUUCCCCGUUGAUCGGACAAAACAAAAAGGUUGAAAACCAAAUAGCCUAGAAUUAGGACAUUCUGGAACUCUGAAAGUUAGUAUUUGUUACCACUAGACAAAUGACGGAAUUUUAGUUUUAGCUUGUAUUUAAUUUAAUUUGUAGUUUACUUACUAGUAAAAUUGAGGGCAUAUUUUGUCAUCCGGAGUGAGUGACCUCUUGUCUUCGCAAUAAGUCUUAGUUUAGUUAAACUAUUUUAUAAUUUUCUAUUAUUCCUUCAAACAAAAUGAACUACCAAAUACAUAAAUAGAAUAUACUUUGCAGAUUUAGGUGAUGAAAUAAGCCCUAAGUAGUUGUUCAUAUUUGGUAUAUAGCCACUAACCUGAUACAUUUUUAAAUUAUUAGAUUUCAGUAUAGUAGUAUUAUAACCUACACAGCUUUAUGCAAUGCAACACCAAAAUGUUAAUGUAGGAAUUUUAUUUUAUUAGAUAAUUUUGGAGUAAAUUACAACCACAUUCAGCCACAAAAUUAUAUCCAGCAGAAUGGCAAACCCUUAGAAAAUUCAUAAUAUUUUCACUGAUGUAUGCUAUAGCUAUGUAACCAAAAAUUGUAUUGUGAACCAGAUUGAAAAAGAGUAACACGUAACAUCUUGGAACGAGCAAAUAGCUUCACUAGAGGACUGACCAACAGACAGACAUUUUUAAUAUUAUUAUAUUUCCUUGGAUAUUCAAAAGUGCCUUUCUGGUCUAUUUGAAAGAAAUUAGUUUUUGGUUAUUGUGGCCAGUGUGUUUAUUGUCAUGACUGUCAUGCUGUAAUUUGUGGCUGAAUUAUUCCUUUAUAUUUUAAAUUACUGUUAAUUGUGAUAGUAGUCUAGCUAGGCAUUUAGCAUCAAAAUUAUGCACACAAAAGUAUUUUAUAAUUUCGUAUAGUUUUUAACUCGCUAGAUCCUAUUAUUAUUAACUUAAUUUGGUCCUAUUGUGAAUAUUUAUUUUGAUUGUGGCAUGGAUUACAAUAUUUUUUAAAUGAUUGACCUAUGUGGUAUGUUUAGAAAUAUUAGAAGUAGAUGUAUAAAAUUGUAGAUUGAUUUUCAGUGGGCACAUAUUUUUGAUAUUUUAUAGUUUUUGCUAGCUUUUUUAGACACGUCAGAACAGCAUAUUUUAAUCUUCUUUAUUUCAAUUUCCAUUAUGUCAUCAUCGUCAACAACAGCUUUAUAUCAGUCACAAGAUGUCCUCUACUGAACCAAUGACUGCCAACAACCAGUUGGAAGCAUUCUCUAUCCAGUCGCAAAUAUGUCAUUAAGUCAUCAUUGAAUGACAAAUUCAUAAAUCAUGUAGGUAUUCAAAUUCAUAAUAAUUGAUUGCUUUAAUUCCAAUGUUAUUUAUUUACCAUCAAUUAGCAAUAUUAUCUGUAAUUGUGUUGACAUUUGACUUUUAUGUGUACGGGUUUUAAUGACUAAGUAUCGGUGGGGUGGAGUUUAAUCAACAUAUUAUGAGUGACCGUGAUGAUUGUACUAAGCAAAGCGUCUUGAUAUUUCCGAAAGGACAUGGCUAAACCAAAGUAUGGACGUCGUAACCCGUAGAAAUAAAUAUUGUAUAAAUAUGGUACCUAGCAAUAAAUAAAGCCCCAUAAUUAAAUAUUGAUAUUUUGUAGUUAAGAAGGUCCAGAAACUUGGCAUAUCUGCGCAAUCUUGAAAAUAAAGUAGCGCUCCUACGUCAAACAACGUUACAAAAACUUCAAAAUAUAACAUUGCUCUGAACUUUUACCAAGGCGUUUUGAUGAACCUGAGCCGAAAGUUAUUUAUAUAUGAGGUAGAUAGGUAAACAAUUCUGCUUAUACUAGAUAAUGAACACAAAGUAACCAAGGACAGACAAAAUAUAUAGUAAGAUUGUGCAAUCUUAUACAAAAUAUAUAUUUUGUGUCGAUCAAAACAUUUACAAUUAUUUGGUUUCAGAAAAAAGUCAUUAUAUUACCGUUAUUAAAAAUUUAUGUUCGUUUAAUUAUUUCGAUUUGAUUUUCGGGGAAACUAAUGUCCUAAUAAUAGCUUGCAGUACCUACUUCCGUGUUGUCAUGUCAAACCACAACAGAAAAAAAUCAAUUAUGAAACUUAUUUUUUGUUAAUUUUUGUUCACCAAGUUAUAAGAAUUAGUUAAACACAAAAUAAUUCAUAAGUGAAUAUUUAAAUGAUACGGGUUAGCGUGAAAUUCGUAUUCUUGUUAUUAUGCCUGGGUCAGUCAUUUAGCCAUCUCCUUUGAAUUAAGGAAACGGGACUAUCUUGCAGUGGAGCUAAAGCAAAGAAAAAUACUAUAAAGACGUGUUUAUUACUUUCAGUUAUUGUUGUGUGUGUGUGGUUACAUUUAGUACGUUUUUGAGCUAUUUUUAUAUCUUAAAGACUCUGACUGUACUUAAAAACUUCAUGUGACAGUUUGUCUUAGUGGCUCAUAAACCUACAUAUUAUUAUGUGCUACAUAUUAAAAUGUAUUUAACAAUUAUGUUUAUCACAGAAAUAUUGCGUUGUUUCACACUAAGAAGUAGGCCUCUAAUCCGUUUCAUCAUAGAUAAGGAAAUAAGUGUGUGAUAUGAGUAUCAUCAUGGUAUAAUUUUUCACGUUUUCGUAUAAACUUGUAUCCCAGUUCGUUUUUUAUGAAUAAAAACCAAAAAAUAUUGUUGUUGUGCAUGACCUCCGAAAAUCGUAAAUUAAUUAAUCGAGGUCACUGCUCCCUAUGUUUUAUUUAUUUUACUUGGUUGGUGACUAAACCUGUUGUCUUUUUUUUUCUAAUAUUUCGCAAUUAAGUGCGUCAAUUGUGUUCUAGAAAAUCCCAGUAUUAAAUACGAGACUAAAAUAAAUAAAUGAAUAAAUACAUUUUAAUCAAGGUACUAUGAUUUGCAUAAAUAAAAAACUGCGUUUUUUUUUGUAUCAUCGGUGUAAUCUUCGCAAGGUUUUUUUUUUCUUGAAAAUUAUCAAGCAAUUAGCAAAGUACUUAGCUAUAAAAUUAUAUUUAUCGCAUUUUAAUGCUCCGAUAACAGUCAAUAUUAUUGUUUUAAGUUUUUUAGAUUUCUGUGUGUGAUGUAUUUUGUAAUUAAUUCAUUGAAGUCUGUUCCUGAUGGCCAAGCCAAAAUGGCGUUUGUAAGGCGUAAGGUCCUAUUAAUCCAAUCAGUAGAUAUAGCUUUCACUAGCUGACUGAUUAUUGACUUGACGUUAGCAAGUUUUCUAUUGGUCAAGAGACUCAAAGCUACACUAGCGCCUCUGGUGGCGAAAAUCUUCAUUAAUUCCUGAAACAACGUCACUAAUACUUGUACCAGUGUAGUACGUUAUAUUUAUCUUCAAUAUUUAUGUUCCUAAGUUAAAGUAUGUCGUUGCUGAGCUGAUAAAUGGUUUCUAAAUAAAUGCCAAAUAUGCACUCCAAA